CGCAGGGGAGUCAAACCGUCAGUUUAUGAGGUUGAAGUCCCACCUCAGCGCGACGAGAGUCCAUCCCCGGAAGUGGAAGAGGUGGCAGCGAAGACCCGCGAGACGAGUUAGCGGAUCUGCUGGAACUGCCGGAAACCUGGUCAUGGUUUCCGGGACUGUAUGUCCGGGACGAGAAGCAUUUUUGCUUUAGGUGCGGCAAACCUGACACUUUUAGCCCGCAAUGCGUAAAUUAUCCGGGAAACACCUGGGCGAACGCGAUGAAGCCGGGGCAGACGCGUUCGGAGGCGAGACCCGACCAGAAGCCGGAGUGGCGUGCAAACAGGAGCAAGUAGAGGAUGAGACUGCGAAUGGAGAACAUAAGUUUAGUAGUGUAACAAGUAGGUUAAGGAGAAACUUAGUGGAUGAAGAAGAAACGAACACCUUAGUGAAAGGAAGAACACUAAGAGGCUUGCCAUAUGGAGAACGUGUUCGGGCAUACAUGUCGGCCCGAAAUAGAAUUUUUGGUGAGCGGCAGUGUGAAGGGAUGACACUGGCCACGAAACGCGUCAUAAAGGCAGGCGCUCGUUUUCGUCCACGAAGGAUAACGAGGAGGCAAAUCGUGGAAACAGUUCGGAGAGUGGAGAACACCGAUCCCCGAGUUUUUGUAGACGUCGUCAUCGGUGGACAAGUUUUUAAAGGCCUUCUGGACUCCGGCGCAUGCGUUAGUCUUAUGGGGCGAGGAUGCCGAGAGCUGGUCAGUAAGAUGAACUGGAAUGUUCAGCCGUACGCGUCCAAGGUCACCACUGCUGCAGGAGCCAGCCGACCGAUCCUAGGAUGAGUUAAUCUGCCGGUGUCAUAAGGCGACAAGUCGGAGCAAAUAGCUUUCUUCAUGUGCCCCGAUUUAAAACAGGAGAUUUAUUUGGGCAUCGAUUUCUGGAGAGCGUUUAACA
Messenger RNA from Drosophila sulfurigaster albostrigata, 929 nucleotides. RefSeq lists its product as uncharacterized. The coding region runs from base 221 to 817 and encodes 198 amino acids. Lineage: Eukaryota; Metazoa; Arthropoda; Insecta; Diptera; Drosophilidae. The record is from RefSeq and is a predicted model, not a curated record. The transcript has a single exon.